AUGGCCUGUGGCCAUGAGAAGCCAGUGGAAGGGGCUCAGAAGUGGGCCAUCUGGGAUGUCCUCCCAGCCGUGGUGGAAAAGCACAUAAGGAAAAGCAAGCCAGAGAGGAGAGGGGACGUUCUCCAGCAUCACGCAGCUCAGCACCAGAGCCACGGAGGGCUGAACCAGCUGGGAGGGGCCUUUGUGAACGGCAGACCCCUGCCCGAGGUGGUGCGUCAACGCAUCGUGGACCUGGCCCACCAGGGGGUGAGGCCCUGCGACAUCUCCCGCCAGCUCCGAGUCAGCCAUGGCUGUGUCAGCAAGAUCCUUGGCAGGUACUACGAGACCGGCAGCAUCCGGCCUGGAGUGAUAGGGGGCUCCAAGCCCAAGGUGGCUACCCCCAAGGUGGUGGAGAAGAUUGGAGACUACAAGCGGCAGAACCCCACCAUGUUUGCCUGGGAGAUCCGAGACCGGCUCCUGGCGGAGGGGGUCUGUGACAAUGACACUGUGCCCAGUGUCAGCUCCAUCAACAGAAUCAUCCGGACCAAAGUGCAGCAACCGUUCAACCUCCCCAUGGACAGCUGCGUGGCCACCAAGUCCCUGAGCCCAGGACAUACGCUGAUCCCCAGCUCAGCCGUCACGCCCCCGGAGUCACCCCAGUCGGACUCCCUGGGCUCCACCUACUCCAUCAAUGGGCUCCUGGGGAUCGCUCAGCCUGGCAGCGACAGCAAGAGGAAAAUGGACGACAGUGACCAGGACAGCUGCCGGCUGAGCAUCGACUCCCAGAGCAGCAGCAGCGGGCCCCGCAAGCACCCACGCACGGACGCCUUCAGCCAGCACCACCUUGAGCCGCUCGAGUGCCCGUUCGAGCGGCAGCACUACCCGGAGGCCUAUGCCUCCCCCAGCCACACCAAAGGCGAGCAGGGCCUCUACCCGCUGCCCUUGCUCAACAGCACCGCCCUGGACGAUGGCAAGGCUACCCUGACCCCUUCCAACACGCCCUUGGGACGCAACCUCUCGACUCACCAGACCUACCCAGUGGUGGCAGCAGAUCCUCAUUCACCCUUCGCCAUAAAGCAGGAAACCCCCGAGGUGUCCAGUUCUAGCUCCACCCCUUCCUCUUUAUCUAGCUCCGCCUUUUUGGAUCUGCAGCAAGUCGGCUCCGGGGUCCCAGCCGGUGCCUCGGUCCCGCCCUUCAAUGCCUUUCCCCAUGCUGCCUCCGUGUACGGGCAGUUCACGGGCCAGGCCCUCCUCUCAGGUACGACAGGGAGGUCCUGGGCCAUCUUAGACAAGAAGCUGAAAGAAAGCCAGCAGAUAGAAGGGGAGCACAAGGUGGGCUGA
This is a messenger RNA of Ailuropoda melanoleuca (giant panda), 1320 nucleotides long. It is a transcript of the gene PAX8, whose product is annotated as paired box 8. The transcript has 10 exons. Bases 1 to 1320 code for a protein of 439 amino acids. NCBI's taxonomy places the organism in Eukaryota, Metazoa, Chordata, Mammalia, Carnivora, Ursidae. The record is from RefSeq and is a predicted model, not a curated record. Gene Ontology annotation, biological process: regulation of transcription by RNA polymerase II; anatomical structure development. Gene Ontology annotation, molecular function: DNA-binding transcription factor activity, RNA polymerase II-specific; RNA polymerase II cis-regulatory region sequence-specific DNA binding.